Osmia bicornis bicornis is the source of this 456-nucleotide messenger RNA. RefSeq names its product vesicle-associated membrane protein 4-like. The transcript is spliced from 5 exons. Bases 1 to 456 code for a protein of 151 amino acids. The record is from RefSeq and is a predicted model, not a curated record. Gene Ontology annotation, biological process: Golgi ribbon formation; vesicle-mediated transport. Gene Ontology annotation, cellular component: membrane. NCBI's taxonomy places the organism in Eukaryota, Metazoa, Arthropoda, Insecta, Hymenoptera, Megachilidae.
AUGGCGACGUCCAGCAAGUGGGAUUUGUCCAAGGAGGACAUUAAAUCAGCGGCAAACGAUGAAAAGGAAUCACUUUUGGAGCACGAGAGCGAUACAGAAGAGAACAUGGUGUUCAAUCGACCUAGUACGUCCUCGGGGGAGACACGCGCGGAUGGAAAGAUGGACAGCGUCCGACUGCAAAUCCAAGAGGUGACAGAAGCGAUGCGCGAGAACGUGCAGAAAGUAAUGGAACGUGGCGAGAGGCUCGAGGAUCUACAGGAAGCUAGUGAUCGUUUGAAUAUGGCCGGAAGCGAAUUCAGAUCAACCGCGAAGAAAGCACAGCAAAGGGCGUGGUUACAGAAUUUCAGGACGAGAAUAAUCUUGGUCGCUAUCACGGUGACGGUGGUAAUCUGCAUUAUCGGUACGAUUGUAACGAAAAUGGCAAUGAAGUUUGAAAAUGUGAUCGCGCAUUUCUGA